Messenger RNA from Racocetra fulgida, 1566 nucleotides. The record is from the annotation of a GenBank genome assembly. Lineage: Eukaryota; Fungi; Glomeromycota; Glomeromycetes; Diversisporales; Gigasporaceae.
AUGGCAAUAGAUAUAUUCAAAUACAGAGAUAAAAUAAUACAAGAAAUUUACAAAUUUGCUGAAACUGCCGAUAUAAACGCUAUUGAUAAUGUUAAAGAAGCUUGUUUUAAAGUGAUUAAUAAUUUGAGUAAGAAAAAACGUGAAAAAGAGUUAAACAAAAGCAAAGAAGAUGAAAAUAAGAAGAAAUUAGAAGAAUCAGAAAAAAACCGAGAAAAUGAUGAAAAGAAAGAGAAUGAGCACAUAAUUCGUAAAUUACAAGAUGAACAGGAAAAAAAGUUUACUUGUGCCAGUUGUGGUGAAGGCAAAACACCAAGCAGCAACUCAUACGGAAAUAAUUUCGGUUUUUCUAGUGUCAGCGAAUUCUUUGCGUGGAUGAAAAAAUUAGGGGUAAACGAGAUUAGAUUUGAUGUUGAUAGUAACCAAGUAAUAAUUAGUUGUAAUGGCAAUAAGAAAUUAAAGGUUUCCGAAGCAGGUUUAUCAACUAGACAACAAGAGGCGUUAACAGAAAGAUUCGAACAAGAUAGUUCGCCCAUUACUUUUAGUCAGAUUAGCGAUGAGAUUAAUAAAAACAAGAAUAAAAAUGGCAACGGUGGAAUAAUUGCUGCUAUUGUAGUAGUCGGAGUAAUUUUCGCAGUGAUUAUUGGGUUGAAAGUGGAAAAAAUUGAGUGUAUAAAAAAAGCCGGACAAGCCGUCAGUAAUAUUUUAAAAAGGUUAAAAAAAGAAAUAAGACCAGGCAUUUCUGGCCAAGAUUUAGAUAAACUGGCCCAAAAAUUAAUGAAAGAACAAGGAGUUCAGUCAUCCAGCCUCGGUUAUAAGGGUUUUUCGGCGUCCAUUUGUGUGGCUAUUAACCAUGAAUUGACCCACGGCAUACCGGAUGAACGGGUUUUUCAAGAGGGUGAUUUGGGUUAUCAUGCCGAUGCGGCUCUGACGACCAUCGUCGGAACCGGAGAUGAAACCAAAAAAAAUCUCCUCAAUACCACUAAAAAUAGUUUAUAUUACGUUAUUCAAAAUAUCCAACCAGGACUUACUACUACUCAAGAUAUUGGUGCUAUGAUAGAAAAAUACAUUCGAACUCGUGGUUAUUAUCCCAUUAAAGAAUAUGGUGGGCACGGCAUUGGGGAAAAACUUCACCAGGAGCCAUUUAUUCCUAAUUAUAAAACCCCUAGCAAAGGAGAAAUCAUUAAAGAAGGAAUGUUUAUUUGUAUUGAACCUCUGGUGCAGAUUGGCGAUGCCAAAGUGGAGGUUGCUGCUAAUAAAUGGACGGUUUUUUCCAAAAAUGGUCAUUUGAACGCUCAUUUUGAACAUACUGUAUACAUUGGUCCUACUGAAUUUUUUACCACUCAAGGCGAAGUAAUUGAAUUAAUAAAUAAAAAAAAAUUUCGGGUUGCGUGCGGUAAUGGUAAAAUAAUUGAGGCCGACAUGCCGGCUCGCUUUCGGACUAAACAAGGACGCCGCCGGGCUACAAUUGUGGUCGGGGAUAGAGUGAAAGUAGAAAUAAUUUUGGGUGAUUUAAGCAAAGGACAAAUUAUUUCUCUGGCGGAAGAAGAUGCGGGAGACAAAAAAUAA